Molecule: messenger RNA, 2675 nt
Organism: Solanum verrucosum
Lineage: Eukaryota; Viridiplantae; Streptophyta; Magnoliopsida; Solanales; Solanaceae
Product: twinkle homolog protein, chloroplastic/mitochondrial
Exons: 21
Coding region: 65-2152 (695 amino acids)
Biological process (GO): DNA replication
Molecular function (GO): ATP binding; 5'-3' DNA helicase activity; single-stranded DNA binding
Source: RefSeq, a predicted model, not a curated record
CUUAACCCCCUAACGGAUGAGUGCAGUUUUGUGUUGUUGAAAAUUAGCAGUAGCAGUAGCAGGAAUGAAAUUUCUUCCUUAUCGCAGAAUUGUAGUGAAUAACUCUAACAACUUUGUGAUGGGCUCCAAAUAUUUUCUCCACAAGCCAUCCAUUACUUUACCAACAAUAUACAAGUCGAUUCCUGUACUUUUUCAAACUCAAAGACUCAUCUUUUCAGCAUUUGCUUCAAAACCCAUAUCCCCAAAUCGCGGAACUUCAAGCUUCUCAUACAGGCCUCAACGAAUUCCUCCACCAGUUUCUGGAGUAAUGCUGGAAGACCCAAAGGAGGAAAUUGCAGAGUCAGACCACGAGAAGGCACUGAAGCAGAAAUUGAGCCAGGUUGGAAUAGAUAUUGGUUCUUGUGGACCAGGCCAGUACAAUGGGUUGCUUUGUCCAAUGUGCAAAGGUGGGGCCUCAAACGAAAAGAGCUUAUCUCUCUUUAUUACUCUGGAUGGGCAUGCAGCUACAUGGACAUGCUUUCGAGCUAAAUGUGGAUGGAGAGGUGGUACACGGGCCUUUGCAGAUGUGAGGACAGCUUUUGCGGAUAUGAAAAGGAUUGGAAAAGUGAAUAAGAAGUACAGACAGAUAACUGAGGAGAGUUUGGGGCUGGAACCUUUAUGUGAUGUGUUACUCACAUACUUUUCUGAGCGAAUGAUAUCAAGAGAAACAUUGCGGAGAAAUGCUGUUAUGCAACAAAGACAUGGUGAUCAGGUUGUUAUUGCAUUUACGUAUCGGAGGGAUGGAGCACUUGUGAGCUGUAAGUACCGGAACAUGACCAAAAAGUUUUGGCAGGAAGCUGAUACUUUAAAAAUAUUCUAUGGUCUCGACGAUAUAAAGGGAGCAAGUGAUAUCAUCAUUGUUGAGGGUGAGAUGGACAAGCUUGCUAUGGAAGAAGCAGGCUUUCGGAAUUGUGUGAGCGUUCCAGAUGGCGCUCCUCCAUCUAUUUCAGAUAAAGAUUUGCCGCCUGUAGAUAAGGACACAAAGUAUCAGUAUCUUUGGAACUGCAAAGAAUAUUUGGAAAAGGCAUCUCGCAUAAUACUGGCAACUGAUGGGGAUCCACCUGGUCAAGCAUUAGCUGAAGAGCUUGCCCGCCGGUUAGGGAGAGAAAGGUGCUGGCGAAUUACAUGGCCAAAAAAGAGCACUAUAGACCACUUCAAAGAUGCAAAUGAGGUACUUAUGUGUCUGGGGCCGGGUGCUCUGAGGGAGGUUAUUGAAGGUGCAGAGCUGUACCCGAUACAAGGAUUAUUCGACUUUAAAAAUUACUUUACUGAGAUUGAUGCAUAUUAUCACCAAACAAUUGGCUACGAGCUUGGGGUUCCAACUGGAUGGAGGUCCUUAAAUCAACUAUACAAUGUUGUGCCUGGAGAGUUGACUAUUGUUACAGGAGUCCCAAACUCGGGGAAGAGUGAGUGGAUUGAUGCUCUUUUAUGCAAUCUCAAUCACAGUGUUGGCUGGAAAUUUGCACUUUGUUCUAUGGAAAACAGGGUACGGGAGCAUGCUAGGAAACUUUUGGAGAAGCACAUAAAGAAACCUUUUUUUGAUGUGAGAUAUGGGGAAUCUGUUGAACGGAUGAGCGCUCAGGAGUUUGAAGAGGGAAAGCAAUGGCUCAGUGAUACAUUUUUCCUCAUAAGGUGUGAGAAUGAUUGCCUACCGAAUAUUGACUGGGUUCUCUCGCUUGCAAAAGCUGCAGUUUUAAGACAUGGGGUGAAUGGACUUGUAAUUGACCCAUACAAUGAACUUGAUCAUCAACGUCCUUCAAGCCAGACCGAAACAGAGUAUGUCAGCCAGAUGCUGACGAAGAUAAAACGGUUUGCACAACACCAUUCCUGUCAUGUUUGGUUUGUUGCACAUCCGAGACAGUUGCAUCAUUGGGUAGGAGGUCCUCCAAAUCUGUACGAUAUUAGUGGAAGUGCACACUUCAUAAACAAAUGUGACAAUGGUAUUGUUAUUCAUCGAAACAGAGACCCUUCAGCUGGCCCCGUGGAUCAAGUGCAGGUUUGUGUAAGAAAGGUACGGAAUAAAGUUAGUGGAACAAUUGGUGAUGCCUUCUUAUCAUAUGACAGGGUUACUGGUGAAUUCAUGGACAUUGAUGAGCACCCAAGGAAAGGCUAGCUAGCUAAUUCUGGAUAUUCUUCCUUUGUACAUAAGGGGAAUGAUACUCGACUUUUGAUGACUGAUCACAGUGCUCCUAGAAGAAGUUUGGAGCCAUAUUGUGUGGAAAAUCAGGCAGAAAAAUCUCAGUGGUUGGCAUACAUAUGUGUGGUGGAGGCGUGGAGCAUUGUGCCUAGUGAAGUUCUUCGCUUUAGCGGCUCUUGUAAGAUAAGGUAACAAGCAACUAUUAAGCUUAGAACAUCCAUUUUCUUAGGGCGGCGGUGUUGGAAGCUUUAAAAUUUACCUCUUGUUGAAUUGUUCAGUAAGUGUGCUUGAUUCCUGGCAGAUUAAAUUAGUCUGAUAGUGCUUAGGUGAUCAAAUGUCAUGUUCUCAAGUUACACUUGUUUUAGUGGUGGCUUAUUGGUUCUGUUAAGUUGUAAAAUUAAUUGGGUUGAUCCCAAUAGGAAAUAUUAAUGAUUGAUUGUAGGCAUCCUUCUCUCACAGAUAUUAUUGGCUUUGCCUAUGUAUUCACUAUAUUAAUAUU